GCAGUGAAGUGGUCCUGGGGCCCACCAAGGCCACACAAAUCAAGGAGUGGGUGACCUCACCCAGCUGAUUUUGAGAUCACCUUUGUAAAAUGACAUCUUGCUGGGAGAUGGUCAUCAGACAUAAGGCCAUGGAUGUGGCUGUUGGAGGAGGCACAGAGGAAAGACUAUGGGAGGACACAGCAAGAAAGUGGCUUUCUGCAAGCCAGGAAGAGAGGCCUCCCCAGAAACCAACCCUGCUAGCAUAUCCAACCUCACAAAAGACUCAAGGAGAACUUCUGGCCUCCAGAACUUUGAGAAAAUGUCUACUGGAUCUUAGUGCAACAUUGCUCUGCAAACUUGAACCAGGGCAGAGUGAGAUAGCAGAGGAGCUGUGCCAGUGUCUACAGCGAAAGGAAAGGAUGCUGCAGGACCUUCUAAGUGAUCGAAACAAACAAGUGGUGGAACAUGAAAUGGAGAUUCAAGGCCUGCUUCGGUCUGUGAGCACCAGGGAGCAGGAAAGCCAAGGUUCAAUGCAGAUACCUUCCAGAGAUGAUAGCACUUCAUCGACUGCCAAAGAGGAUGCCGGCAUACCCAGAUCCACAUUAGGAGAGUUGGACACAGUUAAAGGGCUGGUGGAAAAAGAACUGAGUACUGCCAAAGAGGAACUUGAACUCAUGGCUAAAAAAGAAAGAGAAAGUCAGAUGGAACUUUCUGCUCUACAGUCCAUGAUGGCUGUGCAGGAAGAAGAGCUGCAGGUGCAGGCUGCUGAUAUGGAGUCUCUGACCAGGAACAUACAGAUCAAAGAAGAUCUCAUAAAGGUCUUUCAAAACUUUUUAAAGACCAUUGGAAAUGUUCACAGCUCAGAAUACCUGUAGGGCAUCUUCAGACAA
This is a messenger RNA of Gorilla gorilla gorilla (western lowland gorilla), 869 nucleotides long. Its product is annotated as myomegalin-like. Gene Ontology annotation, cellular component: centrosome; Golgi apparatus. The transcript has 6 exons. Gene Ontology annotation, biological process: centrosome cycle; regulation of Golgi organization; positive regulation of microtubule nucleation. The record is from RefSeq and is a predicted model, not a curated record. The coding region runs from base 90 to 854 and encodes 254 amino acids. Lineage: Eukaryota; Metazoa; Chordata; Mammalia; Primates; Hominidae. Gene Ontology annotation, molecular function: molecular adaptor activity.